Molecule: messenger RNA, 1626 nt
Organism: Alosa sapidissima (American shad)
Lineage: Eukaryota; Metazoa; Chordata; Actinopteri; Clupeiformes; Clupeidae
Product: UDP-glucuronosyltransferase 2C1-like
Exons: 1
Coding region: 16-1626 (536 amino acids)
Molecular function (GO): UDP-glycosyltransferase activity
Source: RefSeq, a predicted model, not a curated record
AGCCACUGGGUGAACAUGGAGGUGCUUGUCAAGCAGUUGCACGCCCGCGGCCACCAGAUCACCGUGGUGCGCUCGCCCGAGAGCUGGUUCAUCAAGGAGCGCUCGCCUCACUACACCUCCCUCACCGUGCCGCUUCCCCAAGACAAGGAGAUCGGCCUGGAUCUGUUCGAGCAGUCGGCCCAGCGUAUCCUGGAGGGGCGGCUGCAGGGGUCGCUGAUGGGCGCGCUGGUGCAGGUGACCGAGCUCAUGAGCAUCCUGCACGUGGCCCACCGGGCCACCUGUGCCACCGUCUCCGUCAUGCUGGACGACCGGCGCCUCGUGCAGGAGCUGCGGGCAGCCCAGUUCGACCUGAUGCUCACAGACCCGGCCAUGCCAGCUGGGGUUAUCCUCGGGCACUACCUUCGCCUGCCCAUGGUGUACAACGUGCGCUGGAUGAGCUUUGGCGAGGGGCACUUUUCCAUCGCGCCGUCACCGAUUUCGUAUGUGCCUGUACCCGGCUCAGGGCUCAGUGACCGCAUGGGCUUCCUUCCCAGGGCCAGGAACAUGUUCCACUAUGCUCUGAACCUGAUGCAGGAGAGAUGGCUUGUGGUGCCCAUCUACAGGGAGCUGAUUGAGAAGCACUUCCCGCCUGGCACCGACCUCCUCAGCAUGCAGCUGACUGCCGACGUGUGGCUGAUGCGGGUGGACUUUGUGUUCGAGUUCCCCAGACCCUCCAUGCCCAACCUGGUCUACAUGGGCGGUUUCCAGUGCCGUCCGGCCAAGCCGCUGCCGGGAGACCUGGAGGCUUUUGUCCAGAGCUCGGGGGAGCACGGGGUCGUGGUCAUGUCCCUUGGCACGCUGAUCAGCGCCCUGCCCCGGGAGAUCACGGAGAUCAUCGCUUCUGCUUUCGCUCGCCUGCCGCAGAAGGUGAUCUGGAGGUUCACCGGCACCAAGCCUCGGUCGCUGGGCAACAACACCCUGCUGCUGAAGUGGCUCCCACAGAAUGACCUGUUGGGCCACCCCAAGACCCGGGCGUUCGUCGCCCAUGGCGGCACCAACGGCCUCUACGAGGCCAUCUACCACGCUGUGCCCGUGCUCGGUGUGCCACUCCUAUUCGAUCAGACAGACAAUCUGGUGCGUCUGCAGGCCCGAGGGGCAGCACGGAUGGUGGACAUGGCCUCACUCACCAUGGAGCUGUUCUUGAAGGCGCUGAAGGACGUCCUCCUCAACCCCACUUACCGCAUCAACAUGCAAAGGCUGUCCAGCCUGCACCGCGACCAGCCCAUCCACCCCCUGGACAAAGCCAUCUUCUGGAUUGAGUAUGUGCUCCGGAACAAAGGAGCGCCUCACCUCCGCUCAGAGGCCAGCACCCUGCCUUGGUACUCCUACUACACUUUAGAUGUGCUUGCUCUCCUGCUCGGGGUGCCUUUUGGGCUUCUGUGUGUCGGCGUCUUUCUGAUUAGAGCCGCGGUGCUCCGUAAAGCCAAGGGAGCGGUGCAGACGCAGUCCAAGGAGGUGCCCCAAGUCAGUGCUAUGACUCUCAAAGCAAGCUCUAAGGAAGUGCUUCAGACAAAACCCAAGAAGCUUCAGCAAACACAUUCUAAAGAUAACACAAAGUCAAAAUCAGAGAGGAAGAAAGCAGUGUGA